Molecule: messenger RNA, 2820 nt
Organism: Rhopilema esculentum
Lineage: Eukaryota; Metazoa; Cnidaria; Scyphozoa; Rhizostomeae; Rhizostomatidae
Source: RefSeq, a predicted model, not a curated record
GCAAGAAGGCAAAUAAAACAGACUACGUUCAAAAGUAUCAGUGUUUUCUUGGAUCCUGGCACUGCCAUUUCGGUUUUCACUUUCACGUUUUGCAGCGUUCGGCGUUAACACAAGCGCCCAAAUGAUGGUUAGAAAGACAUUGUUUGGUUUGAUAUUGAAUUCCUAACAAUCUUUGAAGAGGAAAAGAAAAUGUGGCCUAGCCGGGCCGACUAUGGAAGCCGAUGCAAUCCAGAAGAAGUUGGAUUGUUACAUUCUCACCGCGAAAAUUUCGAAGAUAAAUGCGAACCAAAUAACUGCAAAGGGAAAGGUUAACUGUAAUAAUGAAUUAUCAACGUCAACUCUAGCUCGCAUAUCGGAUAUCAAACGCCUAGAUGAACGGCUCUUGACAAGGCUUGAUUACUGGAUAUAUGGCCAAUUAUCAACCGACCUCAGCGGAGACUUGUCAUUUGGAACCAUUGCGAAUGAUUCGGAUACGUUACAGACAUGGGAGUUUAAUCUAAAACCAACAGAAAAAAUGGAUGGGGCAAAAUCGUCAGAUACUUUAGGAAUUCAUGAAAACCAGGUUGCUAGAUCUUUGAGCUCCGUAAAGCCAAGAUCAGCUGAGCCAAAACGUUCCAAACCAUGGAGAAAGGGUGUAGGUCGGAAGGAACCUGAGAGCAUUUCUAUGUUCGCAUAUAAUAUUAAAUCUGGAAUUGAUGACGAUAGCUUAUCAACAGGUGCAAUAUUAAAAAAGCACAUGGUGUCCAAAUUUGGAACCUUGAAUAAAAGAAGGUUGAAAAUGUUUUUUACAAAAGACAAGGAAGACGAGAACUCUGAUGCCAAAAGUAGAAAGAGUAUUAAAAGUCAACCAAAUAUAGACGCAAAGUCAGCUUCAGUGAAGCCGAAAGCACUAUUUAAACUAAUGAAAAGGGGCCAAAAGCAUUCCUUGGCUGAAGGCCCCGAGGUUGACAAUAACAUUGUAGGUCUUCGUAAGAAAGCAGGGACAAGGCCCAAGUCAAUGAUGUAUGACUUUGACUUCGAUGAUAUCACAAUUACAACCAAGAGUAGCUCAGAUAGAGACAGUAAUCUACCAGAGGAUGAAGAAUGUAAGCGGAAAACUUUUAGAGAGAGAUUGAAGAGCAUGCCAAUCUUUUAUGUCCCUUCAUCUAAAAAGGACCGAAUAAAGAUUUUUAAAUAAGAGAUAUAACAUUGCAAAAUAAUUGAUAUAUAAUGUUGUUAUUGUCCCUAUUAAGACGAACAAAGUAAGAAAAGACACUGGAGUAUGAUAUCAAAAAUUGUUGAUAAGUGGCAUGUUUAAUCUUUUCGAAAGCACAUAUCGAUUUGCAUGCACUGCCAUUUUCUUCUGUUUGAUUAACUUCAUAUUAUGUAUAUUUUAAGUUACAUAUAUAUUUGUAUAUCUAAUAUGAUACAUAUUAUAUGAGUGUCAUACUUUCCCAAAGCAUCAACGUUUUUCUUAGGAUAAAUUUUAAAGGGUGGCCUGUUUGUAAAACAUAGUUGAAAUCGUUUUGUGAGUGUACAAUCUGAUUGAAUAGCUGACAUAUAAAUCUUUUAUAAAUUUGUAUGGGUAUUAUCAAGAAGCAUUAAGUUUCAGUUGGGUGCAAUUUGCUGUAGCAGGGAGACCUCUGAUCCUCUUGUAGCACGGUCAACUCUGGAUAUUUGUUUUGUUCUAUUCUUUUCCUAAUCUAACUGAAGACAAAAACAUACAGAUUAGCUUGAUAUAAGCAUUUUUCUUCUCAUAAACUUGGAUCUCAGUAAUAUUACUUUAAGCUGAACAAACCAACUCAUAUGCUGCGAUCUUAUAUUGGUUUCUUAGAUUCAAAGUUCGCAUAGCUUCAGAAUGAUUAUUCUCAAUGCCAUCAUCUUGUUCAUUUGCUGUAAAAAUUACAAUCAGAACACUUACUGUUCAUCUAAAAAGAAACCCUAGAAAAUGCAUCCCUUUGAAACAUUCAAUAACAGAUAUUGGCGUUACAAACUCGGAAGAAAAAUGCAUUUAAUAUCGACUUUAUGGCAAUCGGUAGUUAACGAUUUUAGGUGUAAAGGUCUUGACUUUAAAGUGGACUUGACUGUUUAUAAAAGUUUUGCCGAGAAAAUUUUUUGCAUUCAAAUCCUUUUAAGUCAUGUAGAAGAAAUCUUGAAAGCAAUCGAAUUUCACGUAUAUCAUAGCGAAUAUCACCCAUGAUGGCCUAUUUUGUAGGCAUAAAAGGCCUACCGUUCCUUCUUUUAAUGCAAAAUGAAUAUGUAGACAAUUUCAGAGUAGCGAGCUAGAUCUAAAAAAUUUAUUAUUUUCUAAUAUAUUUCUUUUCAAUAUUCUUCUAAUCUUAUGAUGUAAUCUAAAUGUUAAUCAUACGAGUAUAGUCACAUUGCCAUAGCCAGUUCUCUUUUUGAAGGCCAGUCCUCAUGAUUUAACAAUGUUUACGAUAUCCUUGCCUUAUUUAUUGCCAAAGGGAAAAAAUCAUUAAUUCAUUCAUUUAACGCGGUUGACAAGCACAGUAAUUUUUUAUAGAAAAAAUGAUAGAGGUAGAUUGAUUGAUAGCUAGUACACAAAGUCCUCUUUCUAGGUUGUCUUUUUGGUUCUUCCUGUUCUUCUUGGCGUCUUCUCCUUUGCGUCAUUCCACUUCUUACGAUCUUCAGCAUUUUCUUUUUCGCAGCCUUUUUUUUGAGACCUUUUUUGACGACGUAGGCGAUGUUGUGCUUUGGUCUUCCUUUUCUCAUUUUUCUUCGAGCUUUUAUUUCUUCGUACUUCUCCUUGCCUUGUUUCGCAGGUCCUCCAUGUCGCAAGGUAUGCCCCAAAAAGGCCCACCUUUUUUGUCCAUCUCCUCG